Molecule: messenger RNA, 2417 nt
Organism: Salmo salar (Atlantic salmon)
Lineage: Eukaryota; Metazoa; Chordata; Actinopteri; Salmoniformes; Salmonidae
Source: RefSeq, a predicted model, not a curated record
CACACACACACACACACACUGUCUGGCCUGGUUCAUCUCUGACUACAUCCAGCUCCGAGGAGUUCAGGGCGGUGCACCGUCCUUCUCCAAACUGGACUACGCUGUAGCCUGGUUCAUCAGAGAGUCCAUGACCAUCCAGAUCUUCCUGUCGGCCCUGUGGGACCCCACCAUCAGCUGGAGAACGGGGCGCUACAGGUUACGAUGCGGGGGUACGGCCGAGGAGAUCCUGGACGUAUAGCUACCAGCCUAAGUCCCACCUACAGGGACGUUUAACCCGAGUCCUUAUCACCCCCAGGGGCCAGACACAGACUGAUCAGCAUCCUUAUGUCGUUAACUACUUUUGACCAGGGCCCACACCUGCCCAUAUUAUUAUUUUUUUGCUCUGGUUAAAGGUAGUGCACUAUAUAGGGAAUAGGGUGCCGUUUGGUAUACGGCCAGAGAGAGAUGGCAACAUUGAGAGGAAGGAAAUAAACUACCCGCUAUGGUCGUGAUGGCUAGAAAUAAACUACCCGCUAUGGUCGUGAUGGCUAGAAGGAAACUACCCGCUAUGGUUGUGAUGGCUAGAAGGAAACUACCCGCUAUGGGCGUGACGGCUAGAAGGAAACUACCCGCUAUGGGCGUGACGGCUAGAAGGAAACUACCCGCUAUGGGCGUGACGGCUAGAAGGAAACUACCCGCUAUGGGCGUGACGGCUAGAAGGAAACUACCCGCUAUGGGCGUGAUGGCUAGAAGGAAACUACCCGCUAUGGGCGUGAUGGCUAGAAGGAAACUACCCGCUAUGGGCGUGAUGGCUAGAAGGAAACUACCCGCUAUGGGCGUGAUGGCUAGAAGGAAACUACCCGCUAUGGGCGUGACGGCUAGAAGGAAACUACCCGCUAUGGGCGUGACGGCUAGAAGGAAACUACCCGCUAUGGGCGUGACGGCUAGAAGGAAACUACCCGCUAUGGGCGUGACGGCUAGAAGGAAACUACCCGCUAUGGGCGUGAUGGCUAGAAGGAAACUACCCGCUAUGGGCGUGAUGGCUAGAAGGAAACUACCCGCUAUGGGCGUGAUGGCUAGAAGGAAACUACCCGCUAUGGGCGUGACGGCUAGAAGGAAACUACCCGCUAUGGGCGUGACGGCUAGAAGGAAACUACCCGCUAUGGGCGUGACUGCUAGAAGGAAACUACCCGCUAUGGGCGUGACUGCUAGAAGGAAACUACCCGCUAUGGGCGUGAUGGCUAGAAGGAAACUACCCGCUAUGGGCGUGAUGGCUAGAAGGAAACUACCCGCUAUGGGCGUGAUGGCUAGAAGGAAACUACCCGCUAUGGGCGUGAUGGCUAGAAGGAAACUACCCGCUAUGGGCGUGAUGGCUAGAAGGAAACUACCCGCUAUGGGCGUGAUGGCUAGAAGGAAACUACCCGCUAUGGGCGUGACGGCUAGAAGGAAACUACCCGCUAUGGGCGUGAUGGCUAGAAGGAAACUACCCGCUAUGGGCGUGACGGCUAGAAGGAAACUACCCGCUAUGGGCGUGAUGGCAAGAAGGAAACUACCCGCUAUGGGCGUGACGGCUAGAAGGAAACUACCCGCUAUGGGCGUGACGGCUAGAAGGAAACUACCCGCUAUGGGCGUGACGGCUAGAAGGAAACUACCCGCUAUGGGCGUGAUGGCUAGAAGGAAACUACCCGCUAUGGGCGUGAUGGCUAGAAGGAAACUACCCGCUAUGGGCGUGAUGGCUAGAAGGAAACUACCCGCUAUGGGCGUGAUGGCUAGAAGGAAACUACCCGCUAUGGGCGUGAUGGCUAGAAGGAAACUACCCGCUAUGGGCGUGAUGGCUAGAAGGAAACUAGAUAUCUUCAUAUGAAAUUCAUAGUGUUUGAUGAUUUUUAACCUGUGUUGAAAUAUAUAAUUUAUUACUGAUGCUCUUUUUGUCUCUCUACCAUCCAAACUGUUGAAAACCGAGAUCCUCCUGUCAUAAAGUGAGCUCUACGUCCCAAAUUGCACCCUAUUCCUCAUUUAGUCUUGAUUCUAUACUCAAUUAAUAUUGUUUUAAUGUGAAAACUAAAGGUCCAAAUCUAGGAAUUCUCUUUUGUUCCAUUUUUGGUUUAUUGGUCAGGUUUUCAAGCACCAUGGUUUUUCUGCUGUGAGAUUGCUGGCUAUUUUCAACAGACAGGCUGCGUCGCAAAUGGCAUCCCAUUCCCUAUGUAGUGUACACCCUAUUCCCUAUGUAGUGUACUGCUUUUGACCAAAGCCCAUAGGGGUGUCAUUUGGGAUGCAACCAUGGUCUAAAUCGGGAGUAUUCAACUCUGACCCUACGAGGUCCAGAGCCGGCUGGUUUUCUGUUGUACCUGAUAAUGAAUUGCACCCACCUGGUGUCCCAGGUCUAAAUCAGUCCCUGAUUAGGGGGGGAAACACUGACUGGUGUCCCAGGUCUAAAU